AUUCCACUGUGCAAGUUUAUCAAAACAAGUCUCAAGUUUUCAUGGAUUUAGAAAAUUUAUAAUUCAUUUGUAUAUAUAAAAAAUUACCCAAUAUAGCCAUGGAUAUUAAAUACACAGUGGGUGACUUUGUUUGGAUUAAUGGAACAUCCCAAGGUGAAUUUAAUGUUCCUCAAGGCUGUAAAAUUGUUGGUAUGGUUGGAAAAACAUUCCAGGUUCAAAAUGAUGAUGACAAGGUGUUGACUAUAAAUUCAAAUCAAAUAAUUAAACAAAUGCAUCCAACGUCAAUUUCAAGUGUAGAAGAUAUGAUUAAAUUAGGUGAUUUACAAGAAUAUGCAAUAUUAAAAAAUCUUCAUAUACGUUAUCGUAAAAAUAAUAUCUACACAUACACUGGUAAUAUGCUUGUUGCAAUAAAUCCAUAUGAAAUAUUAAAUAUAUAUACAAAAAAUGAACUAUCAAUUUAUAGAAAUAAAAAAAUUGGUGAUGAAUCACCUCAUAUAUUUGCAAUUGGUGAUAAUUGUUUCACCGAAAUGAUGAAAAAUAAUAUUAAUCAGUGUAUUGUAAUAAGUGGUGAAAGUGGAGCUGGAAAAACUGAAAGUACAAAAUUAAUACUUCAAUAUUUAGCUGCAAUAUCUGGUGAACAUUCAUGGAUUGAACAACAAAUACUUGAAGCAAAUCCAAUUCUCGAAGCAUUUGGUAAUGCCAAGACAAUACGUAAUGAUAACUCAUCAAGAUUUGGAAAAUAUAUUAGUAUUAAAUUUAAUAAAAAUGGUAAUAUUGAAGGAGCUAAAAUUGAACAAUAUUUACUUGAAAAAUGUCGUCUAGUUUAUCAAUCUGAUGGUGAACGUAAUUAUCAUAUAUUUUAUGCACUUUUAAAUGGUCUUACAAAAGAAGAAAAAAAAACAAUUGGUCUUGAAACAAGUAAUAAUUAUAAAUAUUUAUGUAAUGGUAUGAUAAAAUGUCAUGAUAGAAAUGAUACCAAAGAAUUUACAAAUGUUAAAGCAGCUUUAAAAAUAUUAAAUUUUACAGAUGAUGAAAUUUGGAGUAUCAUUAAAUUGUUAUCUGUUAUUUUACAUAUUGGAAAUAUAAAAUAUAAAUCAGUUGUUAUAUCAAAUAUUGAUGCAGUUGAAAUAAUUGAUGAUAUAAAUAUUAAAUUAAUUUGUAAUAUAUUAAAAGUUAAUAAUGAUAUAUUAAAACAAUCAUUAAGUAAAAAAACAAUUUUUGCAUAUGAAGAAAGAGUUGAAAGUAAUUUAUCAAUAACACAAGCAAUUGAAAUAAGAGAUGCAUUUGUUAAAGCAAUUUAUGAACGUUUAUUUAUAAUGAUUAUUGAUAAAAUAAAUAAUACAAUAUAUAAAAAAAAUAUUAAAGAUAAUAAUUCAAUUGGUGUACUUGAUAUAUUUGGUUUUGAAAAUUUUUAUAAUAAUAGCUUUGAACAGCUUUGUAUUAAUUAUGCAAACGAACACUUGCAACAAUUUUUUGUUCAUCAUAUAUUUAAAUUAGAACAAGAAUUUUAUACAAAUGAAGGAAUAAUUUGGAAGCAUAUUAAUUUUAUUGAUAAUCAAUUAGUCUUGGAUCUUAUUGGUAUCAAGUCAUCAAAUAUUAUGGCUUUAAUUGAUGAAGAGAGUAAAUUUCCAAAAGGUAAUGAUAAUACAUUGCUUGAUAAAUUACAUCAAAUACAUUUAAAUAAUGUUAAUUAUUUAAAGCCAAAAUCAGAUUCUGUAAAAGCAUUUGGUAUUUGUCAUUUUGCUGGUUCAGUAAAUUAUAAUGUUAAUGGAUUUUUAGAAAAAAAUCGUGAUACAUUUUCAGCUGAUUUAAAACAGUUGGUUACUGUAUCUGAUAAUGAAUUUUUAAAAAUGAUUUUUAAACAAGAUUUUGAUGUAUCUUUUAUUGAUGGAAAAAAAAAAUCAUUAUCAGUUUCAUUGGAGUUUAGAAACUCGUUGGAAUUAUUGAUGAAAACUUUGGAAGCAUGUAAUCCAUUUUUUGUAAGAUGUAUUAAACCAAAUGAAGAAAAAAAAGCUGGUAUAUUUGAUAGAGAACUUUGUUGUCGUCAAUUGAGAUACUCGGGAAUGAUGGAAACAGCUAAAAUUAGAAAAGCUGGUUAUCCAAUUAGACAUGGAUAUCCUGAUUUUGUUGAACGAUUUAAAUUUAUUGUUAAAAAAAGAAUUGAUGGUAAUUUGAGAGCUACUGCUGGUGUAAUUUGUUCAAGUGUAUUUGGAAAUAAUAGAGAAGGAAUAGAUUAUCAACUUGGUAAUACAAAAAUAUUUCUUCAAGAAGAAAAAGAAAUUAUUUUGGAAAGAGAAAGAAGUAUGAUUUUACAAAAAAGUAUUUUAAUUAUUCAACGUACUGUUAGAACAUGGAUCGUAAGAAAAAGAUACUUGAAUAUAUUGAAAUCUGUUGUACUGAUUCAACGAAUUUGGAAGGGUUACAAGUUGAGAAAAAAAUAUGCAAAAUUAAAAUUAGGAUAUGAAAGAUUGCAAGCUCGUAUUCGAUCGAGAAUUUUACAGAGACAAUUUCAAAAUAAAAGAAAAAUUAUUAUAGCAAUUCAGGCACUUUGUCGAGGUAAUCUUGCACGAAUUCUCUUCAAGAAAAAAUUACAGUGGAAACACACUAAGAUGUUAGAGAAUCAAAAGCUUUUAAUUGCCGAUGAAAAAACCCUCAAAGAAACUGGAGAAAUUGAAUGGAAAAUUAUAGCUGAAAAAAAAAUGAAUGAACGAAUUGCAGAGCUUCGUAAAACAUUGUCGAAUUUCGAAAUAAAUGAAAAUGAAAAUUUCGAAAAAGAAACAACAGACAAUAAUAUUGAUGAUAUUUUUGAUUUUUUACCAAAUGAUAGAAAAGUAUCAAUUAAUAAUCAAAAUUUACCUGGUGAUAUUUAUGCAGACUUGUCGAAAGAGAAAAAAAUUUCUGAAGAUACAAAGAGUGUUUUAAAAAUGUCUAAAGAAGCAUCAACAACUUUGGAUUUUUCAAUUUAUCAUUUUAGCAAAUUUGCAGCAAUGUACUUUGCCUCUAAUGUGACUGCUCAAUAUUCUCAAAAAAUUUUAAAACAAGCAAUUCUUGAUUUACCAUUACCAGCAGAUCAUUUAUCAGCAACAUCAGUUUGGAUAACAAUAUUACGUUUUAUGGGUGAUCUAUCAGAGCCUCGAAAUCCAAUUGAAGUACCUGCAAAUAAAACUGUAAUGUCAACUGUUACAGAAACAUUAUCAAAGAGCUUUGCACUUUCAAAAGAUUAUCAUAAUUUAAUGUAUCAAGAAAGAAAUGAAAAACGUAUUAUAAGAAUGACCUUGAAAAGACAAAAUAAAUUUAGUGAUGAUAUUCGUAAAGGUAUCAUUGAAGAUGAAUUUAUAAAUCAUAGUUAUAAAAAUUGGCUAAAUACACGUAGAACAAAUUUAGAAAAACUUCAUUUUAUAAUUGGACAUGGAAUACUUCGUUCUGUUCUUCGUGAUGAAAUUUAUUGUCAAAUUGUUAAACAAUUAAUAAAUAAUCCAUCAAAAAGUUCACAUGCAAGAGGAUGGAUAUUAUUGUCAUUAUGUUUAAGUUGUUUUCCACCAAGUCAACGUUUUAUAAAUUAUUUACGAACAUUUAUUAAUUCUGGUCCACCUGGUUUUGCAUCAUAUUGUGAUAUUAAAUUAACAAGAACAUAUAAAAAUGGUGCUAGAAAACAACCACCAAGUUGGCUUGAACUUGAUGCAACAAAAACUAAAAAGCCAAUAUUUUUAAAUAUCAUUUUUAUGGAUGGAAAUACAAAAAUAAUUGAAGCUGAUUCAGCAAGUACAUCAGAAGAAAUUAUAAAUAAUAUUUCAAAUAAUAUUAAGCUAAAAGAUUUAUUUGGUUUUUCAUUAUUUAUUACAUUGUAUGAUAAAAUUUUAUCACUUGGUGCUGGAAAAGAUCAUGUAUUAGAUGCAAUUUGUCAGUGUGAACAAUAUUCAAGAGAACAAGGACAAUCUGAACGUUCAGCUAAAUGGAAAUUAUAUUUAAGAAAAGAAAUAUUUUCACCUUGGCAUGAUUCAAGUCUUGAUUCAGUAUCAACAAAUUUAAUUUAUCAUCAAAUAAUAAGAGGUAUUAAAUUUGGUGAAUAUCGAUGUAACAAUGAGGCUGAUGUUGCAAUGAUUGUUGCACAACAAUUAUACAUUGAACAUCAAUCAGCAUUGACUCAACAAAAUAUUAAAAAUUCUAUUCACAUGUAUAUACCUGAUCAUCUGUUACAAUCAGCUGCUAAUGAGGCAUUGCCAAAAUGGGAAAAACUAAUAUUAGAAGCAUAUAAAAAAAAUAUAAAUAUCAUGGAAAAAUCAACAAUUGCAAAAGCUAAAGAUGACAUUGUUUAUUUUGCCAAACAAACUUGGCCAAUUUUAUUUUCAAGAUUUUAUGAAGCUGUUAAAAUUUCUGGACCAGAAAUUUCAGUUAAUAAUUUAAUUAUUGCUGUCAAUUGGACUGGAAUUUAUCUUAUUGAUAAUCAAGAAGAAAUACUGCUAGAAAUUUCAUUUCCAGAAUUGGCUGAUUUAAUAAUUGAUACAAAAAAAAAUAUUGUAUUAACGACAAUUCAAAGAGAAGAAUUUGUAUUUAAAAUUUUUGAAGCUGAAGAUUUAGCAUCAUUGAUUAAUUAUUUAAUGGAUGGUCUUCGUGAAAAAUCUAUUUAUGCUGUGGCAAUUCAGGAUUAUGUUAACAACUAUGAUGGUUUAGAAAAACAAGAGAAUAAAUAUCUUUCUUUACUUCGAGGAGAUUUAGUAAAAUUAACAAAUGAUUGUCGAGGAUUGAGUCUUUUAAAUUCCACCUGGGGAACUGGUGAAGUUAAUGGUAUUCAAGGUAAAUUUCCAUCAGAAUGUGUGCAUGUUCUUCCAACAUUGGUAAAGCCAACAACACCAGUUAUGGAAAUUUUUAAAAAUAUCUACACAAAAAAUAAUACUCUGGCAAGAAAAAAAAUAUUAAAUAAUAAUAGUAACAACAAGAAUCAUGAAUAUACUUUGAAGAAAUUUGCUAAUAUAUAUUUCCGUAAAAGUUACAAUGUUACUGUAUCAAAAAGUUCUAGUUUACAAACAGCAAAAGGAACAGUACCAGAAACUUUAUGGAAACACACACGAACACCAAUAAAAUCUCCAUUAUUAUUAAAAACUUGUGAAAGCAAAGAACUAUCAGAAAUUGGUGUAUCAAUAUUUUCAAAUAUUUUAAAAUACAUGGGAGAUAUGCCAAGUAAUAAACAACGAGGUGGUACUGAUUGGACUGAUCUUAUUUUUGAACCAGCAUUAAAAAAUUUAGACAUUUGUGAUGAAGUAUAUUGUCAAAUAAUACGUCAAUUAACAAACAAUAAAAUUCGUUUGAGUGAAGAAAGAGGCUGGGAGUUAAUGUGGCUGGCAACUGGUAUAAUGACAUGUUCAAGUCUAGUUCGAAAAGAAGUCAUGAACUUUCUUGAACUAUCAUCAAAUUCUAUUAGUGAAAAUUGUAUUGAACGUUUAAAAAAAAUUAAUGAAAUUGGAAAUAGAAAAUAUGCUCCAUAUAUUCUUGAAGUUGAGGCAAUUAGAUUUAAAAGUUUACAAAUAUUUCAUCGUAUUUAUUUUCCAAAUGAUACAAAUGAAGCAUUUGAAGUUACAUCAUCAACAAAAUCACAUGAACUUUGUGAAGAAAUAAGUGAAAGAAUGCAAUUAAAAAAUAGUAAUGGUUUUAGUCUUUUUGUUAAAAUAGCUGAUAAGGUAUUUUCAAUACCUUAUCAAUAUUAUUUCUUUGAUUUUAUCAAUGAAUUAAUGGAAUGGAAAAAAAAAUCAAUGCUUGUUAAAAUAUCAAGUAAUACACAAGUACAAUAUCAAAUAUUUUUUAUGAAAAAGUUAUGGAUUAAUUCAUGUCCUGGUGAUGAUUCAAAUGCUGAUGAAAUUUUUUAUUUCUAUCAAGAAUUUCCAAAGUAUUUACGUGGUUAUCACAAGUGCAGUAAGCAAGAUGCUGUUAAACUUGGAGCAUUAAUUUAUCGUAGUAGAUAUGGUGAUUCAAAGGAUGAACUUUCAAUGAUAUCAGACAAAUUACAAGAAUAUAUUCCAGCUGAUUUACUUCAUGUUUAUCGUCCAAAUGAUUGGAAGAAACACAUUACAUUGGCUUAUAAACAACAGUCUCAUCUUACAAUUUCUAUGGCGAAACUUGAAUUUAUCAAGUGUAUUUAUCAAUGGCCAACAUUUGGCUCAGCAUUUUUUGAAGUUAAACAAUCAUCUGAUACAAAUUUUCCAGACUUUUUAAUAAUUGCCAUUAAUAAAAAUGGUGUUUUUAUUAUACAUCCACAGACUAAAGAUAUUUUAGCUACAUGGGGAUUUAAUGAACUUUCAAAUUGGUCAUCAGGAAAUACAUAUUUUCAUAUGACUAUUGGAAAUUUUAUGAAAAGUCAAAAAAUAUUAUGUGAAACUGCUCAGGGUUAUAAAAUGGAUGAUCUUAUAUCUUCUUAUAUUUUUUAUUUUAAAUUUAAAAAAUAAUUGAAUUUGAAUUUUUAUUGGGAAAAUUCUCUUGAAUAAAUUUCUUUAAAUAUUGUAAAAAUAUAUUAAUUUAAAUGUAUUGAUUUUAAAAUGAAAAAAUAAUAUUAAAAAAAAUUGUUAUUUCAAUGAAAUAUGGUAAUUUUGUAUGCAUAUCAAUGAUCAAUUUGAAAUUUAUUAAUUACAUGAGAUUACAUGUAAAAGAAAAAAAUACAAAUAGUAUAAGAGUGAUUAAGAAAGAAAAUUUUAUUAUUUAUUCUAUUGAUAACCAAUUAAAUAUCCAGAAGAUCAAUGACGACUGUCCUUUUUGUAUAAGAGAAAAUAUACAGGAAAAUAAUAUUUUAAUGCAAAUUCUUUGAUAUUUAUUUUUUUCAUAGCGAUUAAUCGUAAUUACGAAAAAAAAUGAAUAUAGAUAAUUUUGCAAUUAGGUUACCUUCGUUAAUAAUGCCUACUCAUUAUCAAAAAAAAAAAAACUAAAAUAUUAUGAUAAAAAAAAAUAAACUGGUUUAAAUA
This is a messenger RNA of Aphidius gifuensis, 6947 nucleotides long. Its product is annotated as myosin-VIIa-like. The record is from RefSeq and is a predicted model, not a curated record. NCBI's taxonomy places the organism in Eukaryota, Metazoa, Arthropoda, Insecta, Hymenoptera, Braconidae. Gene Ontology annotation, molecular function: cytoskeletal motor activity; protein binding; ATP binding. The transcript is spliced from 8 exons. The coding region runs from base 99 to 6437 and encodes 2112 amino acids. Gene Ontology annotation, cellular component: cytoskeleton; myosin complex.